Molecule: messenger RNA, 555 nt
Organism: Drepanopeziza brunnea f. sp. 'multigermtubi' MB_m1
Lineage: Eukaryota; Fungi; Ascomycota; Leotiomycetes; Helotiales; Drepanopezizaceae
Source: RefSeq, a predicted model, not a curated record
AUGGGAAAGACUGCACCACCCAAAAAGCGAGGAGGCAUGUCUUUCGUCGUUUCUGUCACUUCGGUGCGUUCGCGUGAAUCACGACGAGCAGCCUCUCCCGGAAUCGAUCUCGACAAAUCUCUCAAAGACCUCAAGCCUCCCACCGCAACCAAGAUCAAGCAGCCGUCGGUCCUCGCGAUCCACCAAGGCGCUGGAAUCUCCAAGAAGACCAAGAAUGGCAGAAAGGCCGUCCUGAGUGCAAAGGCGAAGAAGCGGCAGGAGAAGGGGAUGGAUCGUGCCGAGGCGGUCAUUGACAAGAAAGAGAUCAAGAUUGAGAAGAGCAAGGAUCGGGCCCGGACUGUUCAGGAGAGAGCAAAGAACUGGGAGGAGUUAAAUAAGCGUAUGCUGGCGAAGAAGGCUCGAGAGGAGGCAGACAAGCUUGAGGAGGACAAGGAGAGCGAAGCCUGGGAGGACGAUGAGAUGGAGGCUGAUGAGGAUCUGACUGCAGAAACUAAUGUCGCUGAGGAUGCGAAGACGAUACCUGUGCCUGCCGAAGAAGACGAGGAGAUCCUAUGA